Molecule: messenger RNA, 1141 nt
Organism: Gymnogyps californianus (California condor)
Lineage: Eukaryota; Metazoa; Chordata; Aves; Accipitriformes; Cathartidae
Product: uracil phosphoribosyltransferase homolog
Source: RefSeq, a predicted model, not a curated record
AUGGAGGCGAUGCCCUGCCAGAAUCAGCGGCUCGGCCCGCGGCCGGAGGACGAGCAGCCGGCGGCGGCGACGACAGCGGGCGGCGGCUCCCUGAUCCGCUUCGCGGAGCCCGGCGAGGACAGCGGCUGCCCCAGCCCGGACAGCAGCAGCAGCAGCAACGGGGUCGUGGCGGCGGUGGCGCCGCCGAUCCCGGAGGAGGGCGGCGCGCCGCCGAUCGGGCCGCAGCUGAAGCUGCUGCCCAUGAACGACCAGCUCCGGGAGCUCCAGACGAUCAUCAGGGACAAGAAAUCCAGUAGAGGAGACUUCGUGUUUUCUGCUGAUCGACUGAUCAGACUUGUGGUUGAAGAGGGACUGAAUCAACUGCCGUACACAGAAUGUACCGUGACCACUCCAACAGGACACAAGUAUGAAGGAGUCAGAUUUGAAAAGGGAAACUGCGGAGUCAGCAUAAUGAGAAGCGGAGAGGCAAUGGAACAAGGCUUACGAGACUGCUGUAGAUCAAUCCGCAUAGGAAAAAUCCUGAUACAGAGCGACGAGGAGACUCAACGAGCGAAAGUAUACUACGCUAAGUUUCCACCAGACAUUUACAGGAGAAAAGUUCUUCUUAUGUACCCAAUACUAAGUACUGGUAAUACCGUCAUUGAGGCUGUCAAAGUUCUUGUAGAACACGGCGUACAACCAAGUGUCAUUAUCCUGCUAAGCCUAUUCUCCACACCUCAUGGUGCCAAAUCCAUCAUCCAGGAAUUCCCAGAGAUCACCAUUUUAACUACAGAAGUUCAUCCCGUUGCACCAACUCACUUUGGACAGAAGUAUUUUGGAACAGACUGACGCACUCGGAACAAACAGAUAUGACUAUAUGAUGUUACAAGAGGUUUUUUUCUACGUUUUAUUAUUGUUGAGUUGGUUGAGGGCAUGUUUAAAAAUCUUUUUGGCCAAAGGGGGAAAUACUUGACUUCGAUUAGUUCUGGUCAGUUACUGCCUGAUCGCCGAAUCAGGUACAGCAACAAAGCACUCUGUCCUUACAAAGUCAAGCAUCUCAACGUUGGGGUGGUAGACAUUGCUACGCUAUCUGCUUUAACUUAUUUAUUCUUCCGUAGCCUGUCUUGUGGCUGCUUGCAAGAGCAAAAUAAAACAAGUAAAU